AUGGCAAGUUAUUUUAGAUUUUCAAAAGCUUUGGUUAUGCUAGGGUUAACUUUCAUAGUGUUCACACAGGCACGAUCACAACCAUGGUCAUUGCUCCAAGCACCAAGAGACCUAGCCCUUAAGCUUAUUCGUGACCCUGUUACUCUUUCACUAGCCUCAACUGACUUUGGCCACAUAGUUCAUGACAACCCUUUUGCAAUUUAUGCCCCAUCGUCCAUUAGUGACAUCUCCUUGCUGAUAAAUUUCUCGAAUUCUCUUCCCAUCCCUUUCACCAUAGCUCCUAGAGGGCAAGCACACUCUGUUAAUGGACAAGCCAUGACAAGCGAUGGGGUUGUGGUGAACAUGACUGAGUUGAAUGCGUUUAGAAACGGGGCUGGGAUUGUUGUGGUGUCUGAUGGCACAGCAAGUGCUUCAUAUGCUGAUGUGGGUGGAGAACAGAUUUGGAUUGAUGUGUUGCAUGCAACACUUAAGAGUGGACUCACACCACUCUCUUGGACUGAUUACUUGUUCUUAUCGGUUGGUGGAACUCUCUCCAAUGCUGGGAUUAGUGGCCAGACCUUCAGGUUUGGUCCUCAGAUUUCCAAUGUUCAUGAAUUGGAUGUUGUUACAGGGAAAGGAGACCUAGUUACAUGUUCUGCAGAGAAGAAUUCAGAGCUGUUUUAUGCCGUUCUAGGAGGAUUAGGUCAAUUUGGGAUUAUUACUAGGGCAAGAAUAGCACUUGGACCCGCACCAACUAGGGUGAAGUGGGUCCGUUUGCUUUACAACGAUUUUUCUGCAUUUUCUGGAGACCAAGAACACUUAAUCUCGUUGAAUGGAAGAAACGAGUCUAAUGCUGCUGAUUAUAUAGAAGGUUUCCUUAUGCUAAAUCAGCCACCACUGGACCUUUCCUUUUUUCCAGCACCUGAUCAACCUCGUAUAACUUCCCUUGUAACACAAUACGGCAUCAUCUAUGUCAUAGAGCUUGUCAAAUAUUACGACAAUAGUACUCAAGAACAUGUCGACGAGGAUGUGGCACUUUUGGUGGAGGGUUUGAAGUUUGUUCCUACGUUUAUGUUCGAAAAAGAUGUAUCAUACGAAGAGUUCCUUAACAGAGUUCAUGCUGACGAGCUUUUCCUAAGAUCACAAGGGCUUUGGGAUAUCCCUCAUCCUUGGUUAAACCUCUUUGUUCCGGGAUCUCGAAUCUCAGAUUUCGAUAUAGGUGUGUUCAAGGGCAUUAUUCUGACCCAAAAUAUCACUGCAGGCCUUGUGAUAGUCUACCCCAUGAAUCGAUCCAAGUGGAAUGAUAAGAUGUCCGCAGUUACACCUAAUGAAGAUGUUUUCUAUAUUGUGUCAUUUCUUCAUUCAUCUGGGUUUGAUAAAGUGGAAGAAUUUCAAGUUCAAAACCAACAAAUAUUAGGGUUCUGUGAGGAUUCUGGUAUUGGGAUCAAACAAUAUCUUCCCCAAAACAAAACAAGGAAAGAAUGGAUGGAACAGUUUGGCUCCAAAUGGAAAAUUUUCCAGCAAAGAAAAGAUCAAUUUGAUCCCAACAGAAUAUUAUCACCUGGACAAGGGAUUUUCAAUUAA
Sphenostylis stenocarpa is the source of this 1563-nucleotide messenger RNA. Lineage: Eukaryota; Viridiplantae; Streptophyta; Magnoliopsida; Fabales; Fabaceae. The record is from the annotation of a GenBank genome assembly.